CCUCCGUCUCCUCUCCGUCACUGCCCGGCUCCAGCGGCGCUGGCGAGAGAGAGUUUGGCGGCACGCGGAGCCGGGCGAUGCUCGUGGGGGGAGGGGGGGCUAGGUUAUAAGGUGACUACAGCAAUGAUGAUGACGGCGACAAAGAAUUGAAGAGGUGGCCCUGUCGAUCAUUGAGCGAUCUAUGGACCCUGACUGCAGCAGCGACAUCAUCCGUGGUUGUUUCACCCGUGGGUGAGCGAGCGGCUACCGCUUCAUCGGUGCAUGCGAAGGCUGUUUCGUCCUCUCCGAGUCUUUCAAACAAAUCGAAGCGAUGACGAAAACCAGGAGAGCUUAGGGUGGUCACGUGGCUUUAGCUGCUCAAGAAAGCCUCGCAAGCGCUCGCAAAGGACCUUGACUCGGCGUAAAGAAGAUUUGGAUUGAGGCCCCCCGAUUACCUGGCAGCAGCUGCUGCCGGUAGGAUGAAGCUACCGGACUUUGUGGUGCACGAAAGCUGCUGCACGGCUGCUGAGCGCGGUGGCGUUGGGGUUGGGGGGGUGGUGUUGUGUGCGCGUUAUUCUUCAAGCGCGCCUCUUAUCUGACCACGUGGGUGAAUGAUAAUUCCGUGAGUUUGGACCACGUCCGAUGGAGUCCGUGUCCUGGACUGGAGCGGGUAGACACAGCGAGCUGCAGUGAGGGGCGGGUGUCUUCCCCGUGAGGUGUGCGCCUGCCGUGGAAGCAAUCGCGCUGAAGGUGCGUGCUCCCUCGGCGCAUGUGAUUGACUGACAGUGAAAGAUAGACGCGCAGGCAGGCAGACGACUCGACAGACGCAUGGAGAGAUGGGCAGCUAGCCGGACAGACAAAUAGUCGAAUACGCAGGCAGAUGUACAAAUAGGCAGAUGCGCACGCACGUAUAGCUAGGCGUUGAGCCAGCCAGACGGACAGAUAUCCACGCAGACAUACAGCUAGACACACAUCGAGACAGCGAGCCGCAUAACAAGUCAGCCAAGCGGGCAAUCGGACAGCCAGACAGCCAAGCCAGACGGACGACCAAACAGCCCAACAAGCGAGGCAGCGGUAGACGGACACGCGGACGAGACUACCCCGGCGUGUCCCGGGCGAGCCCCAUGCUGUCCCUGCUGUGUGGGAAGAUCAUGCCGGCCGAGCGGGGUGCCCUGUGCCGCGAGGACACGAUCCGCAUCGUGGAAGACAUGAACAUGCUCUACAUCCGCCAGCUCGCCACCAGCCUGCAGGACGCGGGGCUGCAGGCGCGCAUCGAGCGUGAGAUGCGCGUGCGCGAGGGCGCGUGCCGGCUGCUGGCGGCGUGCUCGCGCGCCGAGCAGGCGCUGGACGCGGCGCGCAGCCUCCUGGUGUGCGACGCGCGCGUCCUGGCGUGCAUGGCCGAGCUGCAGCGGCGCCAGGAGGCGCAGGUGCUGCGGCGCGCUCAGCGCAGGUCAUCGGACGGGGGCCCCCAGGAGAGAGUUUCCUGCACAGGCACCGUCGCCAUCACAGAUAUCCGAAUUCCGUUGAUGUGGAAGGACACGCAACACUUCAAGAACAAGGGUGAGUCUCCGCGGCACGCCGUGUUUUGCCUGCUGCGUCUCGGCUCCGAGAUCGUCGACACGGAGAUGGUCCUGGUCGACCGCUCCGUCACGGACGUGUGCUUCGAAGCUCCCGCCGUCUUCCGCGAGGCGAGCCCCGCGUUCCGCCUGCGCGUGGAGGUCUACAGCUGCUGCGCGGCCGAAGACUCGUGCCGAGUGGGAGGCGGCUCGGCCGGCACCCAGGUGGGGGCCAGGGGUCUCGCCGGGCGGAUCAGCGGCUCGCUGGGCCGCUCGGCCGGGCGCAGGGCCCGGGCCGCCCUGGACACGUCGCCUCGAGGGGACGCGCCAGCCUCCGGCGCCGCCGCCGCUACCUCGCCGCCCGUCACCACCGUGGUCAGCGGGCCCAAGUAUCACCUCCUCGCCCACACCUCCCUCACCCUCGACGACGCCCAGGACGGCUUCCGCACGCACGACCUCACCAUCACGGCCACAGAGGAGUGCUCCUUCUGGCUACCGCUCUACGGGAGCAUCUGCUGCCGCCUCGUGGCCCAGCCGCUGUGCAUGACCGACGUGCGGAUGUCGGGUUCCCUCACGCUCCAGCAGCAGCAGCAGCAGGGCCCCCCCGCCGAGUGGCCCCCCACGCCGCUCCACGCCGCGCUCAAGGCCGGCGCUCUCUCGGCCUACGCGAGCCGGGCAGCGCUGGACGAAGGCCAGGCGCCGCUGCUCAGCAUCGCCGUCACCAAGGAGACACGCCUGCGCGUGCUGGAGCGGGACGCGUCGCGGCACCGCGGGCCGGGCUUCACCAUCACCAACGUGGAGGCGGGGGCGGGGCGCACGCACGCCCUCACCACGCCGAGCCCCGGCGACGCGCACCGCUGGCUCGAGGCGCUGUGGCAGCACCAGCUGGACGCCGAGUCGUGGAGGCAGUGCUGCAGCAGCCUCAUGAAGAUCGACGCCUCGGCACUGAGGAAGCAGCCGUCGUUCGGGGGCCACAGGGGCAUCUCUCUCUACGAGCAAAUGCGAAUCGACCUCCCGGAGAUCCCAGCGGAAAGCAGGAGCGACCCGGAGACUCGGACGGACGAGGGGGCGGCACCGAGCACCAGCGGCAGCUCCCACAAUGCCCUGCAGCGCCCGCCAAGCAGGGGGCGGCACUUCCCGCCGGCGACGUCGGCGGCUCCGGCGGCGGCUCCGGCGGCGGCGGAUAACGACAGCUCGACGUCCGACAGCGACACAAGCAGCCCGGCGCUCCGGUCCAAGAAGCGCCGGGCGCCACCGCCACCGCCAGGCGGCGGCCCGCUAAACGAGACAGCGAGCGUCGACGACGCGGAGCCCGUGUGGAGGCCGCGCUCCAUGUCGCUGGACCCCAAGCUGGUGAGUGGGCCGCAACGCCCGGGAGGCGCCGCGCUGGCACACCGCGACGGAAAGGGAGCGAUCGACGCGACGGCGGCGACGGCGACGGAAGAAGAAGCCGAAGCCGCCGCCAGCGGCGCCGGCCGUCGUCACCACGCUUCGUCGGGCAGCACUGCCUCCAGCGUCGGCAGCACCGCGUCCAGCAUGAGCAGCGGUGUCGGCAGCAGCAGCGGUGGAGGCUCGGCGAGUGAGGCCGCCAUCGCGGUCGGGGAGACGGACAAGGGAUCGGACGACGGACAGAGUGGAGACCGGCGCCGCUCGCCUCUGGCGAGCACCGAUCGAGGAGCCGCGCCGUGGCGCCGGCGGGACGAAAAGCCCGAGCCGGAUUCCGCGAGCCGGAGCGGGAUGAUUGACACGUUUGGCAAUGGCGGGCGCGGAACGCGGUGCCUGCAGACCCCGGUGUGAGCGCGGCCGAGCCGGGACGCUCCGUUUCAGUUUCGUUUUAAUUUUGUGUUUUUAGCCGCUCUGAGUUGCUGGUACAAUGACGGUUUGUGACGUAGUUUUGUUUUUGUUCACGUAAACCACUCGGGAGGGAUGUAAUGAUUAAAUCGCCUGAUCGAAUCGAUUGCUAGUCUCGCGUGGAAUCGCGAGUGCAAGAAUCGUCUGAUUCUGAUUUGUGUAUGCAGUGCUGUGACGCAGGGUUCUCAGUCGCAUAAAUAAAUAACCAAGCCUAGAUCGAGUUGUGACUAUACAUCGAAUUGGAAGAGGGCGACCGACUCGUUACAUCCCAACCACUUAGCGUUGUCGCGUGUUCUUGAAGAUCAAGUUCUAAUUGUGAUUAUUAUUGUUGUUCUUGUUUUUGGGUACUUGAUCAUGAAGCACGCUAGCCUGCAACAGAGUGCGUUCCCCGUGAUUCGUGAUCGGUUGCAUCAAUAAUUAUCGGUGUGUCAGUUGAGCUCCACACAAUACAACAUUAUUAUUACUACUUCUUUACUAUUAUUUAUCGUCGACAUGCAAUGGAUUCCUGUAGACUGAACGGUUCACUAGGUGCUAAGACAAUAACUUACAAUUAAUAUAUAUAUUUUU
Lethenteron reissneri (Far Eastern brook lamprey) is the source of this 3953-nucleotide messenger RNA. Its product is annotated as rhotekin-like. The record is from RefSeq and is a predicted model, not a curated record. Gene Ontology annotation, cellular component: actomyosin contractile ring. Lineage: Eukaryota; Metazoa; Chordata; Hyperoartia; Petromyzontiformes; Petromyzontidae. Gene Ontology annotation, biological process: signal transduction; mitotic cytokinesis; actomyosin contractile ring assembly.